Molecule: messenger RNA, 5036 nt
Organism: Porites evermanni
Lineage: Eukaryota; Metazoa; Cnidaria; Anthozoa; Scleractinia; Poritidae
Source: the annotation of a GenBank genome assembly
AUGCGUAAUUUUCCUCAAAUCGACACUACAACACUUCCACGCAUCUCCCAAAUAGACUGUUUACCCCAAAACCGCGUAGAUCCUGCAAGGUUCGAAGAGACUCGUAGAGCACAGAAAAUAGACGAACAUAAAAAAGAAACCAUGUCUCAAACAGCUGCCUUGAAAGAACAACAUUAUGGCCGCAGAAGGACGCUGAAUUAUGGCCCAGGAAAUUUACCGCCUAUUUCUCAAAUAUCCAUGGGGGGAAGACAACUCCCCGACGAUAAAGUUCCUGGUGAAAGUUUAAAACUUCCCCCCAUUUCACAAGUCAGUUGCCUCGGAGGAUACGUACAUGAGAAAAAUAUCUUGGAAAAGCCCAUAAAAACUAGAAUCCGGGACAGUGAUUCUGAUUACGUAAAGCGUGCAAAAGCUGGAGGUCAAAGAGACUUGUUGAGUUUCAUAAGUACGCCAGAGAUGGCGCGCGAGUACAAUAAAGAUGUGAACCCGGCGAAAGCUCAUUCCUCGCGUUACCUCCCCGGCUUCACCUCAGAGUCUGAUCCAAGAUGGCGUCCGUCACAUUGGUCAGACUUUACUCGUCAGAGACAACAACGCCAUGGCGAUCAGAGGCUAAUAUGGAGGUAGAUUUGUAAGUUAUUGCAUAAACAGUACCAUAUCAAAAGGUUGUUAAUGUAGUCAGGGACUGUAAAAUGUAUGAUAUGCGCUUAAAUAGUCAGUUCUAUGUAUUAACCUGUCAAAAGACGAGGUAAACUUGAACAAUGUGUAUAUACAUUUCUUUGCCUUGAAGGCAUGUACAUUCCUACUUGCGUGUAUACAGAGGGGCGAAUAAAGCUCCACUUUAGUACAAAAAUACUCGUUCAUGCACACGUAUCCAGGCUUUUAACCAUAAACAGAGGAAGACGGGCUCAUUUAGUUACUGGGAGGGAACUUUUACUCAGUCACGUGAUUGUAUCCCUUAGGCCUGUCUACUGAAGUGAACCGAUCGCCUGGGAUUUUCUUGACAUAUUUUUGUCUUCAUCUGUGGUUAGUCAGCCUCAUGUGUUAAUGAGGCACUGUCAUCUGAAUUCCGUAUCUUGCUAUCUUUCAGCUUUUUUUGUUGACCAGGAUCUCUUCUCAUAUAGAAAAGUCUGCAGCAACACCAAUUUUCGGUGAAUUUCUUGGAAGGAAAUAGAUACAUAUUAUAGAAACUACUUUUUAAGGUGACUCGAGAACCUCUCUUUAUUAAUCCACUGUCAAAUUUGAUCUUAGAGGUCUUCUAAAUUGUAUGAUAGCGCCCCUUUAAAACUGUGGUGACUAGCAGCCGGAAACCAGCGCAUAAACGAACUCUAACUCUGGUGUCAGUUGGGCAGAUUUCUUCUGGGCGUCGCUUUUGCAGUCUCUUGCUAGGCGGCAAAAGAAACCAAUUGAGGGAGCUUAAGCAACUACGACGGCGGCGGCAACAAGAACGUCAAAAACGAUUGGUUUUAUGAACAAAAUAACAGCUCAGCACGUGCAUCAUACUUUUUGGCUCAUCUCCCUGACGUCUACUGUACGACUACAACACGAAACUUUUUUAUGCGAAGUUAUAUAGAGAACGUGAACACACGAAGACGAUUUUUCCUUUUUUCUUUUUAAACUUGAAUGAGGAAUUCAACUCUAGUAAAAAAUUCCCCUACAUUUGACAAACUGAGUGAGGCUAAAUAAACGUGAGAAAGUGAAAAAGAUUGUAAUUUCAUUUUUUAAUGCUGAGGUUUUCCACUAACGUCGUUGUCGUGGUUGCUUUAUAAGCUCCCUCCUAUAAAUACCGGUUGAGGACUACUCGCGAUAGUUUCCCGCUCUUUUUACCGGCUGUGUGCAUUUACGUCGUAGUUCUCGUAGCAAGGGUUCUCGCCUGGAUUCGUUAAGAAAGUUGAAACUGAGAUCAAUUUAAGGGAAAAAGAGGAGGGAGCACUUCACGUGCACCUUCCUCAACAAACAAGCACGGAAACGCUUGCUACGCGGGCUUUUUUACGCCGCUCAGCCAUUGGCCAAUUCGGUAUUUAGUCCUGCGUGCGCCGUCGUCACUGUGCCUGUCGUCUGGUCGUGUUCGCUAAAUAUACCUAUCCUACUGUGUUAAUACCAUGUAAAUAACCGAGUAAAUACCGUAUUCCUUGUGCGGCAAAAUAUGGGAUUAAAAUGUAGUCAUAAAUUCUAUGCAAUUUUACCGCAUUGGUCUUCCUAUUCCUGUAGCCCUGGCUGAGGCAGUGGGACAUUUUACCCACUCCUGACACAUUAAACGUAGUUUUACCACUGUUUUGCUUCUUCAGUUAUGACGUCGAUUUAACACACCUAAAAACUGUUACCCAUUGGUCAUUUCCCCUGGCACUCCUUCGUAGUCCAGUUCGCAGGCAAUCGAUGCGUCGCAAGACUAGCCUCAAUACAGAAGCUGGUCGACCAAGUCGAUAGAUGAGCAGGGAACCAAAAGAAUGAAUUAAAUGCCUUUUGCUUUCUUUUGUUUUAUUCUGCGCGCGAAAAUACAAGCGUGUUUAAAAAUAAUGAGAAAAGCAAGAGCGUAGCCAAAGUGUAAAUAACCGCAUAAUUCCUCCUCUUUGGGUAAAGGUUACCACUGCGUGUCAAAUGCCUACGCCGCGGGCUUUUCUCAUCCUAUUGUAAAUGACUCGUUGGGAGUUAGUCAAUUUUCGUUUGAGUUGCAUUCCCCUUUGCCUAACUGCUAUUCCUAACCGCCUUUUAUAUAGCAUGUUCAGUGCUUACACGAUUAAAAAAAAUAUUCAAUAUAUUAUUUAGCAAUUCAGCUUUGCGCUCGAGGCCUUCUGACGCAACCUUGCACUUUCUUUUCUUUUCUUUUCUUGUGUUUCCGCGCUUCAUCAGUAAAAUGCAGCCUAGAGCUGAGACAGUGGUGUAUUUGCAAAAAGUGCAAAGAAUGGAACUAUGAAAGCUGGAGCCUGCAGUCCAUAUUAGAAAGGAUAUGCUCUUUAAAGCAGUUAAGCAAUGGAGUGCUCAAGGGAAAUAAAACUGAGGAGUUGGAACGGAGAAAACUAUAGCUGCGUUUUUUAGUUGGAUAAGAUUUCAACAACUUGUUAAGAAAAAUAAACUUUACCUCAUUAAUGGUCUUUUUUAAUUAUGAAAACGUUCGCUGGCUAAAAAUAGUUCGAGCUUUCAUUCGCCUGAUCUGUAGUUUUCAAAGGGAGAAAUGACUAAACCAUGCACUAUACACUUAGUUUUUUCAAGUUCCCUGUUAACAACACAAGGAAAUGCAUUUUCACACUGCACUCUCGACAAAUAAGUAUUCGAACUGUUUGCACCAAUCCCUUUACAAUCAACACAACUUUGGAGUUAUCUAGCCACCAGUGACUAUUAGUGAUAAGUAGGUCUAAAAUCCACAAAUUAAUCCAAAUUGUUUUCAAAUACGUCAUAUUUGUGGUAGCAGAUUGUUCACGAUGCGUCAUAAUUCAUUAAAUAAAGAAACAGCUAAAUUAGCUCGCGCGGCUGGCUAAUUUAGUUGUAUUGCGCGUGAAAACUAUAAUUACUAUGAAAACACUUUGAUAUUGCUUUGGCCUGGGUCUGAUAAAAAAAUUAAUCUUUAUGAUGCAGCAACCAGUAAGAAGCCACUCUUGAAAAUCGUUUUUAUUAUAAGGUAAGUGAGCUUAUUCAAAUACACUUACUGUACCUAACGUAAAUAAAAGUUGGUUUGGCUUUCAAAAAGAUGUCUAAGAGUUUUUGUUGAACAGUCGCAGAGGUUUUAUUGAAUGUUUUCUUCUGGUUUUGUUUUGUUUUGUUUUACAUGAUCUUAUUAGCAGUUAAGGCUAGAUAUUAUGGAUCAAGAAUAUUUCAGUCGUAGUUCUGUUUAUUUAUUAAUGACUACAGUAAACUUGAGUGCUAAUGAGCAGUUUGAGAUUUUAUCGAGUCAAAUUUGUACUCCCGAGGUCCAGCAACUAAACAACAUAUUAAGUAGCGUGAACCAGGGAUAUUUUUCCUUCAGUUUUUACAGGUGAGUUGUUCCCUGCUGUUUCAAGAAUUAACUCAUGGUUGGCCAUAAUUAUCGGCGUUAAUAAUUCACUGACACCUACGCAAAUACACCAAAAAAAUACUUCUUUUCUUUCGAAAAUGGUCUAAUUGUACAACAGAUAACUUAUUAAUGAGGUCGGUCAGUUUAGUGCAAAGAGAUUAACAGAUUUCAUGCUGCUAACGGAUCGACUCCUUUAGGUUUUCGGGAUAAUUGCUGAGGUAAAAGGAGUCAUAUUUGGGGGAAAAUGGUGAAGCCAUUUUACAAGCCCUUAGACAGACCAGAAAGAGAGGAGAUUUGGUAUUGCUAUUUCAUACCCAAUCGCGAAAAGCAAGAUUCAAAAACUCUGCCUAAAGUUCCUAUUUCUCAAGUACCAGAUUUAACGAAUGAGACUGUGAAGGGAGAUAGUGCUUUGCAGAAAAACAUUAACGUUGGACGUGUCCUGGAAACGGACUCAAAAUACGUGAAGUUGGCCAAAACAGGAGGGAGAAAAAACCUUCUAUGCUAUCUGGAAAACGAACCCAAAAGUACUGGACCCAAAGCUUAUCAUGUCCCAGAAUGGUAUCAUCACGGUGAUGGAAAAGGCGAAGAGGAAAAGGUGCUAAGCGAAGAAGAAAAACACAAGAAAUAUAAAGUAACUUAUGGAAAGCGUAGUUACAAAACUCUGAAAAAAUCCAAAACGUACGAACGACCUGAUUACAUGACGCACUUAGAGCCCGAAGAACGUAAAGACGCAUUCGGUGUGUCCGAUCGGAUUCCCGAUCGUCCUAUCUUCGGUUACGACAGUUUUUCGUAUUGGAAGCGAGACGAGCUUGAGAAGUCGAAUAAACUUCCUUGCUUGGUGCUAGAAAAUAAAUUGCAGCAGAGUAAGAGAAAAGAAGCGCAUGGGGAAGGCUCAAUUCAAAGUAAGCCUGAGGUUCGGGCUAAGAAGAAACUGAUAAAGCUAUCAAAGCAAUCUACAAAGGAAAUAGUUCCAGGGUACAGAAAAAUUGAUGACAGGUUUGGGUAUAUUACUAAGUGGCACGACAAAUGGUAUGCACAAGCCGUAAGGAGCUAA